CUUAGACUGAUAUUUCCCCAAAAGAUCUCUGACCGCAUUGUCUGAUCGCGUUCCCCUCGUACAGUCCCUCAUUUAGUUUUUAUGCUGGUCACUAUCUAAUUCCCCAGUUCGCAUUGGAUCGUUCCUUUGCAGGCGCAUACUCGGCGCAAACAUAACAUAACUCACCAUGCGGCUCCCUUCGACUUUUUUGGUGCUGCUGUGCAUGCUGCAAUUAGCUCUCUGUGCCGAGGAUUUCUACAAAGUGAGUUCGCCUGUCAACUUUGAGACCAUUUCUACAAUUCAUAUAACAUUUACUAACCUCCCACAGCUCUUGGAAAUAGAUAAACAGGCGUCAGAUAAGACUAUUAAAAGUGCAUAUCGCAGGCUGAGCAAGAAAUACCACCCGGACAAGAAUCCGUAAGAGUGUCCGACUCCUAUAUCUUAUGCACAUUAUAUCUAACCCGCGCAACAGUGGGAACGAGGCAGCAAAGCAAAAGUUCGUCGAAAUCGCCGAAGCCUACGAAGCCCUCUCCGAUUCCGAGUCGAGAAAUAUCUACGACAAAUAUGGCCACGAAGGGUUGAAGCAGCGGCAACAGGGAGGAGGAGGUGGGCAUCACGAUCCAUUCGACGUCUUUUCCCGAUUCUUUGGGGGUGGUGGACAUUUCGGGCACCAACAUGGUCAACGAAGGGGUCCAGAUAUGGAGGUUCGAGUGGGUGUUCCCCUUCGAGAUUUCUACAAUGGACAUACCACCGAGUUUCAACUGGAAAAGCAGCAGAUUUGCGAGGAAUGUGAAGGGAGUGGGAGUGCAGAUGGAAAGGUCGAGACGUGUACGAGCUGUGGUGGCCAUGGUGUCAAGAUUCAGAAACAUAUGCUGGCUCCUGGGAUUUUCCAGCAAGUACAGGUGAACUGCGAUGUCUGCGGCGGCCAGGGGAAAACCAUCAAGCAUAAAUGUCCAGUCUGCGCUGGAACGAGGGUGGUGCGAAAGGUCAACACAUUCCAAUUGGUCGUCGAGAGGGGUGCGCCAAAAGGCAAAAGAAUCAUAUACGAGAACGACGCUGACGAAAGUCCCGAUUAUGUCGCUGGUGACUUACAUGUCACACUCGUAGAAAAGGAGGCCAACCUGGUAGAAGACAACGAACUAAAAGUCGACGGAACCUUCUUCCGGCGAAAAGGCGAUAACCUAUAUUGGAACGAGGUACUCUCUCUCCGCGAAGCCUGGAUGGGAGACUGGACUCGCAACCUCACGCAUCUAGACGGGCACAUCGUAGCCCUCAGCCGCCCACGCGGACAAGCCAUCCAACCGGGGCAAAUCGAGCACGUAAAAGGAGAGGGAAUGCCAAAAUGGCACGAGGACGGUGAUAGCGUCUACCACACAACCGAAUUCGGGGAUUUGAUCGUGGAGUAUACCGUCGUGCUGCCGGAUCAGAUGGAGAAAGGGAUGGAGAAGGAUUUCUGGGCCCUGUGGGAGAAAUGGAGGAAGAAGAAUGGGGUUAAUCUGCAGAAAGAUAGUGGGAGGCCUGAGGGCCCGGUUCAGGCCCAUGGGAAGGGGAAGGAUGAGUUAUGAUUGAUGGCGCGAUG
Messenger RNA from Hymenoscyphus albidus, 1558 nucleotides. The record is from the annotation of a GenBank genome assembly. Lineage: Eukaryota; Fungi; Ascomycota; Leotiomycetes; Helotiales; Helotiaceae.